Amoebophrya sp. A120 is the source of this 2114-nucleotide messenger RNA. The record is from the annotation of a GenBank genome assembly. Lineage: Eukaryota; Dinophyceae; Syndiniales; Amoebophryaceae.
AUGGACACAUUUCAAACGCUAGAGAUUCAUGAUCGUAUCCGCGAGCAGUUGUAUGGUGUCGAGGACCGGAGUCUGCCGCAGAUUUCGGAUGAAAUCGAGACCCUCCUCGGUCGGUUGCUGCCUCCGGACGAAAUGCGAACCUACCACACCGCGGAGCAACGGUACCCGGGCGACAUUGAGUACGAAGAUCUCGUACGCGAAGGAAAGCCGCCAGAAUUACCGCUCCCGGACCUGGAAACAGGGUGGCCAGCAGCAGAAUUUCAAUUUGAAUUCCCUUCCUCUCCAAGGACCGCCGCAGCUCCGAAAGGCUCGUCCGCACAACCACCUCCACAAGGUACUCCAACGCGCGUCGGAUCUGGUCCGGUACCACCACUUGCGAUUAGCUUGAACUACCCUCCACCGCCCAUCUCUCCUCCGUCUCUUCUCCGGCCUACCAUUUCAAUUUCUGGACGCGUGGGACUAGCAGAUUCCGAAGAACGCAAGAAGGCUGCUGAAAAUGUUUAUUUGCGAGGACAAAGCACGGCGGAAGGCCAAGAGCCUCAGCUGCCAGCAGUCUUUCCAGAAGUGCGUCCGACCAGGUGGAACCCGACGAGAACAGGAAAGACGGCUAUGCGCUUCUCGCCAGUUGGGCUUUCGCAGGUAAAUAGGACGGCGAAGCAACACGAGGAAAAUGAAAAGCUGAACGUUACCAACCUUCGGCUGGACGAACUGUAUCAAAAGCGGCCGGUGUUUACUAGAAGUUCGCUCUCAUCGCCGAGCAAGAGCCUAGCGCCUCCGCCCGCGCCGGCUCGCAGUAAAGGAGUGAGCGAGUUCCGGCCUGUUUUUGCGAGCGAAGAAAUGUCUCCGGCUGCGCACUGCUCAACAACCGGCGGGAGCUACUCUGCAGUAUCGCCAUUGUUUGGUAUCCCGUCCACGCCGUUGCUAGAGACGGUCUCGCCAAAAAAAAGUAGCCCGCGCUCAUCUUCUGCGACCACGCGUCAAGAUGUUAGCACUAGGACUAUGGUGACAACGAACUCAUUGCCGCGGGCUCAGCCGAGCACUACAAAUAACGGUGGCGCGCCUCCACCCGCAGGGAGGACUUCUGAGGGAGCAGAUGUUGACGGUCGCGGUCGGAGUCCCACUGGUGUUGCAGGUGGAGGGUACGACGAGUUGCGCACUCGGGCGCGCACAGGAUCACACAUUUCGGUUUCUUCCCCGUCCCCCGCACGGCUGUUGUCCAAUCGAAUCGACGAUCUACUUUCCUCGAAUACUGUCACCCGAACAAGUCCGGUUCAUUCGAAAACUAGUAACAGUUACGGCACGGCCCCGGCCGACUCUGGCCUGGCAGCUCUUACGGCCCAGUCUGGAGGUGGGGCUUCCUCGUCAAAAAAAGGUACGAAGGUUGACUCUGGGUUUUUCGGUGUACUUGUAUAUGAUACAAAAAUAGAAAACGCUCAUGCCUACCUCCAACCGAAAGUAGAAUUAUCACCGAUGUACAUGAUCACGAUAAGACUGAAUGGGAAACCAUCAGUAUCAACACGCCUGCACGUCAUCAUGGUGUGACAAUCUUCAUCUUCAAGUCUUGAGAAAUUAUGACAGAGAUACUAUUACUACGACAACAAAUUUGCCCUUCUUUCAGCAACCGGAUCUGGAACUGAAGGGCCUCCUCCGGAAGAUAUUGCAGCCGAGCAAAAGCCCCUGGACGAAGUGAGAUUGGAAUUCCUGCAGACGAUGAGUGGAGGCGGUGGAGGCAGCUCCAAGCCUUUCUCUUCAGGAUCUUUCUUGAGCGGAAAGAACCGGCCGCGCCCCGGCCGGAACCGUCUGCAGGAGGUACAGCAGCUACUGGAACAGGACCGCCCGUACGACGAGCUGCGCACCGCGCCCUUUCCGCGCACCGACACCACCGAUAAGGAAGUUGCCGAUCUGGCGGCGCUGCUUGCGGACGGAGUGCGGAAGUACACAACGGCGGCGGACCGAAGCUUAGUACAUCAACUCGAAAAAUACUUGUAGUGACUUCAAACGCAAAUGUUUCUUCUUGAGAGCGCUGAGGUCCACCACCUGAGUGCCUACUUACGUAUAGAAAUAAAGCGGGUUUUUGCUGGGUGAUUUUGAUUAUGAGCCGUCCUUGAUCAUGC